ACACAAUUGGGCGCAUUAGGAAACGGUGCGGGGCGUGAGGCGGCGGGUCAGCCGAUGCUCAAGUGUCGCCCGUCGGCGGUGUGUCGGCCCUCUUGUGUGGCGGUGUUCGUAAACAUGGCGUCCCACAAGUCGCUUACGGACGACGACCUUAGAAAGAAGUUGAAGGAAUAUGGCAUCACGUCCCCUGUCACGGCGACCACGAGGAAUAUCUUGAUCAAGAAGCUGAACCACGUCAUAGCGAGCCAGAAGAAGGUGUCCGCCGCCAGCACCAGGUCCAAGAGGGCCUCCACUGCCAGCCAGCUUAACACAUUCAGUUCAGACGAGGAUGAAGAUAACGAUACUUCUGUCCAUUCACAAGCGAACAGGUCGUUUAAGUUCUUAAGAAACAAAAGGGGAUCGAGAGGAAAUACAGAUAUAACUGUAAAUAACAAAAAUUAUAGCAUUAGUUGCCCUCAGUUAAGUAGAACGAGUGGGCGGCAGGGACGACCCUCGAGUAGUAGUAGUGGUAGUGGGAUGAGGGAGGACGUGUGUAGAGAGCCCAGUGGCGGGGGUGUGUCAGUGUUGGCCCGUAGUGACUCCUAUAGUGAAGCGGCUCAUGGCCGCACUGCCUACUACCCAGUGUCUGCUCGCUCUGGCAUCAGCCCUAGAGCCAAGAUCCACGAUGACUAUGACACUGGCUCAGACUCUGACCUGGCAGACGGUGACGACUCCCUUGACACAUCUGCCAGGAUGGGCCCAACCUCGUAUUUGUGGAAUAAUAAUCGUGAAAGUGAGGUGCUGCCCAACAAUAAUUCCUACAAAGCCCCUACGUACCAGAAUCACACAUCGAGUGUCUCCUGUGAUCGGUCGUUUAGUGUUUCGGAUGUUGCCAGUAGGAGUAGAAAAGUUAAUUCUUUCCUGGAAAAUGGAGAUUAUGAUAGAGAUUGUCUGGAGGACGGUGCGAGUUUUUUAGGUGUAGCAGAAUCUAUUGUGACUCAUGCGUCUCCUGGCAACCACGAACAAGUCCGAGUUGCCAAUGGGAGACACCACAGUGAAUCGAGCCAACACCUCGACCACUCACACAGUGUUGAGAGCACUUGGCAUUAUUCAGUCCCACUCUUGUUGUUAAUUCUUCUUGCAGUUUUCUUUGGCGUGGUUGGUAUGCUCUACGUCAACAUGCGUAUGCCUCUCCUACCCACGCUGUGUUCUGUGCCUGCCAUGGUCCACCAGGCCAUGGCUAAUGUACCUGUGCCUUUUCUCACUUUCAAUGAGCCUGAGAGUCAAGCCAAGGAUGAUGUUGCCCCACAAUCAUCACAUUCAUCACCACUCACAACUUCACAUCACACCAGCAAAGCACCGCCGCCUCCAGAACCUGCACCGCCACAUGCAUCAGAAAUUAAGUUUCCAGUAUGCAAUGAAAAAACAAAGAUUGAACAGAUUGAUUGCCUGACAGUACAAGAGAUAGGCUCGGUUCAGCCACUCCUUGGUAGACUGGAGGAUGUCUUGCUGCCUGCUCUACACCGUCAUGCCGGGUUGUAUCAAUGUGGAGACACACUGUUGAAAUAUAUACCAAUAGAUGAAAUAAAAGAUCUUUUUAAUCAACAAGAUUCUUCACAGGAACUUUCAUGCAGUGUUGAAGGCAUCAAUGCCCUGGGCAAAUUGGUGGAGCUGAAUAGCCACUGGGGCCUUGAAGCAGUUAGGGGAGAAAAUAAGGCAUUAUUAGGCUUGUCUUUGUCUUCCCAGCCUACAUACAUCCUCUGCCACAUCACCACAGCCAUUUACUCCUUCUUUUAUAUGCUGAUGGGCAUUAUAACAGUUAUUUUGACUGCUUGGUUAGCAUUCUACUGCGUGCGCUAUCACAAACGCAAAGCAGAGGAGGAAAAACAACAGGUUUAUGAAUUAAUAGAACAGAUAUUGGAAGUGUUGGGAGGUGUGGGGAUUCCUGCAGGAAAGGACUAUGUGGCAGUGAAUCAUGUUCGAGACUCUCUCAUCAGCCCGAGGGACCGUCGGGUCAAGAAGAGGCUGUGGGAGAAAGCUGUGCAGUUUAUUGAUCACUAUGAGUCAAGGGUACUACGUGAGAUUCAGGAAGUUGGAGGAGAAGAUUGCGAGGUUUGGCGGUGGGCUUCUGGUGUGCCCCACUCUCCAGGCAACAACUCCCUGGCUGGAGAUGGGGGCGCUGGGCGUCCCCCGGCGAAAAUGUGGCAGGGACCGGCAUUCGACAAUCUUGGUCCACAUAAUGUCCCCAAUGUGUCCCCCACCUCUUGCCUCAAAAUUAGAAAUAUGUUUGACUGUGAUGUAGAGUUCGGUGAUAGUUGGCCUUCACGAAUCCAAGACAGCAUUCUGGAAAAAUGUGAAGGGGUCAGCAUUGUCCACAUAGCAGUAGAUCGGGGUUCACGUGAGGGCUGUGUGUACCUCAAGUGUGCGUCCCUCUCGGAGGCGGGUAGAGCGUUCAGAGCGCUACAUGGCUGGUGGUAUGAUGGUAACCUUGUCACUGUCAAGUUUCUCAGAGAUGAGCGUUACCAUCAACGCUUUCCAUCUGCUCGUCAUGCCACACGUCGGCUCAGACCGUCCAAUAACAAGCGCCUCUCUCUGCAAGUUCCCACAGGUCAGCCAGAGGCCUCCAAACAUACAUAGAAUACUAUUGAUGUUAGCUCACAGGCUUAAAAUGGGUAAAGGACAUAGCUACUAUUGGCAUAGAAAUUAGGGAGGCUUGGAAAUUGGAUUUUGGCUGCUUGAAAAGUAUAUUUACAGUACUGUACUAAUUUCUUGGAGAAAGGAAAAUUAAGGUGAUGAAAGGUUUUAGGGAUUUUUUAUGUAAUUAAAAUGUGAACAUGAUGCGUAUUGUAACAUCAGUGUAAAGAAUGAAAGACAGAAUAAUAUGUAGUGUAUUGGGGGGAAGGGAGGGGGUGUAAUCUAAUCAUGUUAAAAGUGGUGUGUUGAGUGAUCUGCAGUUUUAAACUGUAAAUCCUUAUUUUUUUCAUAUCUAAUAUAUUUCCUUCACUGUUAUUUGAACAUAAGCCCAAUAAUCAGCAGUUAUGUAUAGCCAAGACUGUGGCUGUUUUGAUCGUAAACAGUCACGGUGCAUCAUACUUAUCACUAUCAAUUAUUGUUUUAGUUUCCACUUGCCAUUUGCCUAUUAUAUCAAACCAUUUGUCACAUGUUAAUCACAUUUAGGCUAUGUUUUGUAAAUCCACUAUUUCAGUUAUUUUGCAUAUUUUGACGGCAUAAAUGAAUGUCAGUGUUACCACGGUGUGGAUAGCCAUGGUUGUGUGGAGGCAGAAUGAUCAUUCAUUCAUACUUGUGUGAUGCAACCACAAUAAAUAUGUUCAGCAAUGGACAAAUAAUUGAAA
Messenger RNA from Procambarus clarkii (red swamp crayfish), 3329 nucleotides. It is a transcript of the gene MAN1, whose product is annotated as LEM domain-containing inner nuclear membrane protein MAN1. Gene Ontology annotation, biological process: nuclear envelope organization; negative regulation of BMP signaling pathway. The record is from RefSeq and is a predicted model, not a curated record. Lineage: Eukaryota; Metazoa; Arthropoda; Malacostraca; Decapoda; Cambaridae. Gene Ontology annotation, molecular function: chromatin DNA binding.